AGUAGCCGUUUUUGGCUCGAGAAGUGUUGGCUCAGGGCCAGUAGAGGCCGGCAGCAGGAGUUGGAACAACAGCAGCCAUGAUUAACGCACGCAAGAAGAUCGUGAAGGACAAGAGUGUGGCGCCGACGGAGCUGGAGGAGGAGGUUUCAUCAUGAAGAAAUGGGGCCCCGAGGGAAAGGGGUGUUGAGUUCCUUCCCGUUCUCGGCCGCCUGGGGCACUUUGAGCAGUGGGGCCGUCAAGAGCUGCUCGGGAUGGAACGCCGGUCCUGGGGACCCCCCGAAUCCGGGACCCGUUCCCUCAGUGCCCCUUGCCCUGUUGGCAAAGGUUGCCAAGGCGAUCCUAGACAUCGAAGUGUCCCCCUCGAGCGACAUCAAGGCGGAUCUCCGCGACGUCGUGAUCUCCGCCGCUAAGGAGGUGGAGGUGAAGAAUGGCAGGAGGGCUGUGAUUGUGUACUUCCCGUACAGGGUCUGGCAGUCGGUGCGCAAAAUCCAGGGCCGCCUCAUCCGUGAGCUGGAGAAGAAGUUCCAGAAGAAGCAGGUCGUCUUCGUGGCCAACCGCACCAUCCUGGACCUGAACUUCCGCCGCAGGGGCCUCAAGGUGAGGCCGAGGAGCCGGACGCUCACCGCGGUGCACGACUCCAUCCUGGAGGACGUCGUGGGCCCCACCGAGAUCGUCGGCAGGCGCACGCGCAUCACCGCGGACGGCACGAAGCUGAUGAAGAUCCGGCCGCGCCGCCGCGCGUAUCCGGACAAGGACAAGGCGGAGGUAGACACGAAGCUCGCGACCUUCUCCGCGGUCUACAAGAAGCUUACCAACAAGGAGGCGGUCUUCAUGUUCCCCGAGGACCACAUGCGGUCGGCUGGCGAGGUGGCCUUCGCGGACAUCUUGGAGGAGUGGGAUGGCCGAUCGAAGGGUGCCGGGAUCGUGGAGUUCAAGAACCAGGAGGGCGCGCAGAACGCAAUCGCCACCCUCAACGACUCGAAGCUUGGCGAGCGCCUGAUCUUCGUGAGGGAGGACAGGGAGAGCUCGCGCACCAAGGGCGGCUACAAGGGCGGCUUCAAAGGCGGCUGGAAGGGCGACUGGAAGGGCAAGGGCAAGGGCAAGGGCGGGCUGCGCGUCGGACCAGGCGACAAGGGCCGGCUCCUGUACGUGGGCAACCUGCCGUUCCGCACGUCUUGGCAGGACCUCAAGGACGUGUUCAAGGAGCACGGGCAGGUGAUCCGCGUCGACAUCGCGGAGGAUUGGGACGGCAGGUCGAAGGGCUACGCCACGGUGCUGUACGAGACCGAGGCUGAGGCUCAGAGCGCCAUCGAAAAUUUGCACGAGACGGAGUUCCAGGGUCGCAACAUGAUGGUUCGCCUGGACACCCACCUGUGA
This is a messenger RNA of Prorocentrum cordatum, 1377 nucleotides long. The record is from the annotation of a GenBank genome assembly. NCBI's taxonomy places the organism in Eukaryota, Dinophyceae, Prorocentrales, Prorocentraceae.